AUGCUUGUUCGCUCUGAGAAGAAGAGUCGGGCACUUAGGCUGAGGACUUCAGCAGUAGCUUUUGAUGGAUUUCUAAAAACUGAUGAAAGACAGAGACUGGCAAAGGAGAGAAGAGAAGAAAGGGAUAAAUACCUUGCUGCUAGGGAACAGCAGAUACUGGAGAAGGAGAGAAGAGCCAAGCUUCAAUAUGAAAAGCAAAUGGAGGAGCGAUGGAGAAGGCUGGAGGAACAGAGGCAGAGGGAGGAGCAGAAGAGAGCAGCUGUUGAAGAAAAACGGAGACAAAAGCUUAAAGAGGAGGAGGAACGUUUAGAAGCCAUGAUGCGUCGGUCCCUUGAACGCAGCCAGCAGCUGGAACAGAAGCAGAAGCGAUGGUCGUGGGGAGGAGCACUGGCUGCAGGCUCAGGAGGGAGAGAUGGUGAAUCAGAAAAUACCCCACCCCCUGUUCUAGGUUUAGCUGCCAACACCCUUCCUCCAGACCCUGUGACCUCUACUGCUCCUGCUGAUUCCUUCAAUGCAUGUGACAAACUUUCAGCCUCUACAAUGAAUCUGCCAAAGCAAAUGGAUUCGCCCAUCAGUAAGCGCCUCUCCUCCUCCACAGCGGCUAUAACGCAUUCCCCUGACAGAGCUCACCGCAUGCAUCUUAGUCCCAUGGAAAACUUUCUUGUUUCUCGGCUGCUGACUCCCACACAGUCAUCUCUAGCCAGAAGCAGAAGUACAUUAAUGCUUUCUGAGCAGUACAAUAAUCCAGUAUUCCAUAUCUGUCCUCGUGUAGCCCCAGCUAGUCCUCUUAAAUCUCCCUACAAGCCUUCCCCCAGCCGAAGCACCGACAGGAAGAAGGCCACUUCACCUUCCACUGCCGAGGCCAUGAAAGGGGCAGCUGCAGGUGAAAGUUCUCAGACUGAGAAGGUGAAGAAAGAGAAGCGAUCCUCAACACCUGCUUCAUCAUCUGGUGUGGGAUCUCCUCUAAGAAGGUCUGAUUCUCCUGCUGCCAUCUCCAGAAGAUCUGCAUCACCUGCAACACCUAAGACAGUUGCAAAGACUUAUCCUCAGUCUCCUAAAAAUGCCAAACAAUAUCCAGCUUCUCCAGUGAAGCAUCGUGCCCCUUCUCAUCUCAACCAGGAGACUCCUAAAAAGAAAGCAGACAAGGAGAAAGAAAACGUCAGCCAUCAGAAAUCCGCAGGGGCACGCACCGAGGAGGCGAGCCAGCCGGCUCCUGAGAAGCAGGGGUCCUCUGCAGGGAAGGCUGAAAGCAGUGAAGGGAAGAUCACAGCAGGAACAACUGAUGCGGAAGAAGCUUCAAAGAUCCUGGCUGAAAAGAGACGCCAGGCUCGCCUGCAGAAGGAACAGGAAGAAAGGGAGAGGCAGGAGAGAGAAGAACGGGAGAGGCUUGAAAGAGAAGAACAGAAAAGAAAGGCUGAAGAAGAAAGGCUUCGUCUAGAAGAAGAGGCUCGUAAGAGGGAAGAGGAAAGAAAACGUGAAGAGGAAGCUGCUAGGAAAAAGGCAGAAGAGGAAGUCAGGAGGAGAGCUGAGGAAGAACAAAUGCUGAAGGAAAAGCAAGAAAAAGAGCUCCAGGCUAAACUUGAAAAGCAGAGGGAAGAAGCAGAAAUCAAAGCCCGUGAGGCAGCUGAACAACUCCGCCUGGAAAGGGAGCAAAUCAUGCAGCAAAUUGAGCAAGAAAGACUGGAGCGGAAGAAGAGAAUAGAAGAAAUAAUGAAGAGAACAAGGAGGAGUGAAACGCCAGAAAUGAAGAAGGAAGAACCAAAACUGGAGGUACCAUCAACCUUGAAUGUGGAAAAGCAACCAAAGGCCCUUGUCCUUAACCAGCCAGAGAUCAAUGGAUUGGCAAGCUGCCUGAAAAAUAAAAGCUUAGAAGGUGCUGCCUCUGUAUUCCCUUCCCAAGAUGUAGUUGCUAAUGGACUAAAAUCAGUUCCAGGACUUAUUCAGCUAGAAGCUGUUGAUGGGAAAUGUAGCAGCAUGGAAGAUUCAGCAGAUGAGGUUCAGUCCAUGGAUGUGAGCCCAGUUUCAAAAGAAGAACUUAUCUCCAUCCCUGAAUAUUCACCCAUGAAUGAACUCAUGCCUGGGGUUUCUUUGGACCAAAACGGGACCAGUAACGCGAAGGCUCUUGAAGAUCUCUUGGAUUUCACAGGCCAAGCUACCUACUCCAAGAUGUCCAGUGAUACCAUUAGCCUAGAUGACUGUAACAAAAACUUGAUUGAGGGAUUUAACAGUCCAGGACAGGAAAAUACACUCAAUUCUAUCUGUUGACAGCCUGGCUUUCCAGCAGUACAGACAAAGGUACAGUAUUGUGAGAAACAUGUUAGAGACGAGAAAACUGCUGUGAUUGCUUACCAGCUUCCCAGAGAAAUAGAGCAGCUGUGGAGGGAGGAGGAGAAAGCUGGUCUCACAGAUCUGGAAAUCAGCAAAACCUUUCAUAUUUGCAGCUCUUUGUAAAUAGGCAGCGUAUGCAAAUGGAGCAUAUCCUAGCAACAGAAGGCAUCUGCUCAAUGGAAACGUUUCCUUCAUGCAUUCAGAGUAAAAUGAGAACAGGAGGCUUUGGUUGGGUUUGGGUUUGUUUUUCUUAAAGUGCUUCCUUUCCUCUAAGUCUUUGGAGCAUCUUUGCAUGAAGAAAACAGUUAAAAAGCAGGGCCAGCAUAGCAAAGUGGUCCUUAUUUUUGCUGCUUACUCUCAUCUGCUGCCCUAAGUAACUUGCAGCAUGAUGUAGAAUCACUGACCCUGGAAAGCCUGCAGAGGUGAAAAGCCAUGGCAGGCUUCAGUGACAGUUUCACAGUGCCACAGACACUUUUUGGUUUUGGAAAGAAUGUAUUUUGAGUUAGAAAACUGAAAUCAGUUCACUCACAGAGCUGCCUCAAUAGUCUUCUCUUAAUUGAUAGAGGUAGCAGUUUGUGGAGGAGAUAGAUCCCUGUUGUGGUGCUGGCAGGAAAAUAGGAGCUUGUCACUUGGGGGGGUGGGGGAGGAAGUGCUUCUGCAGGCUUUGAAUAUUGGAGUACAAAUAAUCAGAGCUGAACAAACCUUUGUCUUCCCAGGGAAUAUUUCUGCUUUUGGCAGAAACCAAUGAUGCAGAGCCUCGAUGGUUUCAGGGAAGGCCGAGUGUGGCAUCAGGAUUUGAGCUUUAGCUGCUAAUCAAGCACUUAUUUCUCGUUU
Dryobates pubescens (Downy woodpecker) is the source of this 3162-nucleotide messenger RNA. RefSeq names its product MAP7 domain containing 2 (gene MAP7D2). Bases 1 to 2265 code for a protein of 754 amino acids. The transcript has 17 exons. Gene Ontology annotation, cellular component: microtubule cytoskeleton. Lineage: Eukaryota; Metazoa; Chordata; Aves; Piciformes; Picidae. The record is from RefSeq and is a predicted model, not a curated record. Gene Ontology annotation, biological process: microtubule cytoskeleton organization.